Molecule: messenger RNA, 2237 nt
Organism: Nerophis lumbriciformis (worm pipefish)
Lineage: Eukaryota; Metazoa; Chordata; Actinopteri; Syngnathiformes; Syngnathidae
Biological process (GO): embryo development; regulation of transcription by RNA polymerase II
Cellular component (GO): nucleus
Molecular function (GO): RNA polymerase II transcription regulatory region sequence-specific DNA binding; DNA-binding transcription factor activity, RNA polymerase II-specific
Source: RefSeq, a predicted model, not a curated record
GAAGUGAUCGACGCGUCGCUAAGUGUGCGUGUAAAGUGUUGUGAUUGUGUGAAAAUGUGCAAAGUAGAAAUGCUGAGAGUGUUGGUGAAGCAGCGACUAACUGCUGCUGUGGAAGAAAUAUUUGUAGUGUUAGAAAGAACGAUAGCAGAAUACGAGGAGGAACUUUCUAGAACAAAAGAGGAGAACGAGCGACAACGUCAACUACUGGACGCUCUUUUCAACAAACAUGGAGAAGAAGUACACGUAGCAGACGUCAGUGAAGAACAUCUUCCUCCUGAGCAGCAGGAGUGGAGCUCCGGGAGGGAGCAGGAGGAACCGCAGCCCCCCCACGUUAAAGAGGAAGAGGGUGAUUACAGCAUCGGUCAGGAUGGAGAGCAUCUUGAAGGACUGGAGGAGUUCCCAGUGAUUGGUGUCAUCGUGAAGAGUGAAUAUGAUGAGGUCAAAGGUGAAAGUGAGCCUCCAAGCAGCAGCUCGAGUCAACACCAGACAAGAGAAGGUGAUGGAGGAUCACAAGCAGACUUAGCUCCACUGUCAGAGAGUGAGCACACAUCUGCUGACACUGACCAUGAAGCCGGUCAGACGUGUCACGCUGACAACGCUCGCUUUCAAUGUUCUUUCUGUGACAAAACAUUUGGCAAGAAGAGAAACCUGAGAAGCCACAUGAGGUGUCACACUGCAGAGAAACCUUUCAUGUGUUCAGAUUGCGGUAAAACAUUCUCCAUGAAAGGGCAUCUGAUAAGACACACCAGAACGCACACUGGAGAGAAACCAUUCGCGUGCUCGGUUUGUCACCAGACGUUCUCUCGGAAGGCGUCUUUGAUAGUACACACGAGGACGCACACCGGGGAGAAACCCUUUUCCUGCGCGGCGUGCGGUAAAAGUUUCACUCAUCGGUCAAAUUUGAUGAGGCACGCGCGAGCGCACACGGGGGAAAAACCGUACGCCUGCCCAGUGUGCAGCAAGACGUUUUCUCAAAAUGAAUAUUUGAUAGCGCACAAAAGAACGCACACUGGCGAGAAACCGUUCCCUUGCUCGGUCUGCCACACGUAUUUCCGUGAUCGUUCGGCACUGAGUAAUCAUAUGAGGAGACACACUGACGAAAAGCCAUUUUCCUGCACAAUGUGCAACACAAGUUUUCGCGACCGCUCGUCCUUGAGGAAACACAUAAAAACACACACCACUCAGAGUGUUUAAUUGACUUUUAUUGAUGUUAUUGAUCCCUGAAGGUACGUUCAGCAUUCACUCUGGUGGAAAGGCUGUGUUGCAUGCUUGAAGCUGGGGGAUGUUUGUUUGCUAACGAUGGUCUGCUAUGAUAUGUUGUGGAAAAAGUCUUCAUCUAGCUUAUUUCUUAAAUUAUGUGAAUGCAGAAUUUUGACUAUUAAACUUUGAAACUGAUGUAUGGAAAUGUUUAUCAUUCUGGGGUUCCAGUCAGAGAACAUUGGGCAACUUUAACGGUGACGUGUUCAUUUGUGUGUCAGGACUUGAUCUUGGGAGUUUGCUUUUCCGGGGUGCAACGGAAAGUUGGCUCGUGCGAGACGGGAAUGAAGGUACAUGAUUUAUUAUUAUCAAAAAAAGGAAUAAAUGAAAGCGCGCACAGUGGCGGAGAAUACCAAAAGAGUAUAGCAAAAAAGUACAAACAAAAAACACGCACAAUGGCGGAGAACAAACUAUGAAACCAAAAAGACUAUAAAUAUGGAACAAAAACUUACUUGGCUUGGACAAAAGUCGUUGCUUGAGGAAUUGACAUGAAAAGAAGUAUCAGGCAUGAACAGAGCAUAAAUGUGUUGAGGUCGUCAGGACGAACAACAGAAAAUGAAUGAACUUAAAUACUAUGGACUUGAUUAGUGAAAGCAGGUGCGUGACUCAAAACGUGAAACAGGUGCGUGACGUGACAGGUGAAAACUAAUGGUUGCUAUGGUGACCAGACAAGGGAGUGAAAAGACAGAAACUAAACAAAACCUGACUUAAAACAAAACAUGAUAAUACAGACAUGACAUUGUGCAACUACUGGAAUCCUACUCGGAUGCAGAAGGAGACAUGUGAUUUUCGUCCUGGUCUUGGAACUGUGGACCAGCUCUAGAGUUCUUGGGGUUGCAUGAGAGUUCACCCAACCAGUCUACAUGUGUUGUGUGGACUUGGAGAAAGCAUUUCAAAUCCAACUUUAUUCAUGUAGCACUUUUCAUACACAGGCAAAAAUUGAAGAAGAAUAAAACAUACACAUACACAGCACUAUUGGU